Messenger RNA from Patiria miniata (bat star), 2332 nucleotides. RefSeq names its product adapter molecule Crk-like. The record is from RefSeq and is a predicted model, not a curated record. The transcript is spliced from 7 exons. Bases 223 to 1218 code for a protein of 331 amino acids. NCBI's taxonomy places the organism in Eukaryota, Metazoa, Echinodermata, Asteroidea, Valvatida, Asterinidae. Gene Ontology annotation, molecular function: protein binding.
ACCCGUCAUCUCCGCCAUUUUCUGACCGAAUCCGUACGGCUAGUCCCACUUCCUGAUUUUGUAGCGGGCUGAAAAGUGGACUUGUUUCACGGCGAGUAACCCUCCGUUGCGUGGAAUUUGCCGAGUUGUCAUCGGUUUAGAACUCAUCCUAAGACGGACAAACCCUUCUGCUGCAUGUUGGGGGAUCUGUAGACGAGAUUUGCUGAGGGAAAGUGGAGUUUGAUGGCAGCAAACGGGACAGAUUCUAUGGGAAAUAUGAACGACGAACUUGAUCCAAAGUGGUACUUCGGACGCCUGACCCGAUAUGAGGCAGACAGUUACCUCAACAACACCAAAGCUGGCACCUACCUGGUCCGAGACAGCAGCACCAGCCAUGGAGAUUACGUACUCUGUGUCAGUGAGAAUUGCAAGGUGUCCCAUUAUAUCAUUCAAUCGCCGAUGCACACAGAGCUCAACAUGUACGUGAUCGGUGACCAGUCGUUUUCCACCUUACCGCAGGUGCUGGAGUUCUACAAGCUCCAUUUCCUAGACACGACAACUCUCGUCGAGCCGUGCCAGAGGCAUCCGCCCAGCAGAGACGUGCCCGAUCUGAUGGGGGCGCCGCUAUCCCAGCACGCGCAGGGGCCAUCCCACAAUUCUCAGAUCCCUCCUCCGCUGCCCGCGAUGAACUCCAGGUCGCCCGGCCUGGGCCUCAUCUGCAAAGCACUGUUCAAUUUCACAAAAACGGAUGACGAGGACCUGUCAUUUGCGAAAGGCGACAAAUUGACGAUCAUCAGAAAGGACGAGGAUCAGUGGUGGCUGGCCAGAAAUAACAUGGGUGACGAGGGCCUGGUGCCUGCCAACUACAUCAAACCACUGAACGAACUCGGAGGAAGCGACGGCAAAGGGGCCGGGGACGGUCGACACUCCAUGGGAGAGGAUUCCAAGACCGCCACCAAUAACGACCAGUAUCGGCAGCUGAACUCCAUCAACCCAAACAUUGUGCAGUACGCCAUCGUGGAGCAAGGCCGGAUCCCCAGCGCGUACGACAACACACAACUCAAACUUGAGGUGGGGAAUCUAAUCAAAGUCCUUGAGAGGAACGUGUCCGGUAACUGGAAGGGCGAGGUCAACGGCAAACAAGGGUACUUCCCCUUCAACAGGGUCCGAUUACUAGACCAAAAAACCUACGAGGGACUCAUAGAGGAACGAAGGAAAGCCAACAACGUCAGUGCGUAAUGGCGGGAAAUCCUUGCACCUUUCGAGAAAUGAAAAAAAAUAAAAGUAGAAAAACUUUGGUGUCCAACCGCACACCUUUAUGUAUGAUUUGUGGAUGACUUGACUUUGUACAUAGCCGCAUUAGACCACUGUGAAUAUAUAUAUAUUAACCAAAAAAGUGCAUAGAUUAUAUGCUGGUGCUGUACAGCAAAGUGGUUUGAUGAUUAUCGUCUUCUUGAACGACAAACGGGAAGUAGCAUGAAACGCGAGGAAGGGAUAUCGGCACCAGGGACGCGGUUGGAAGAUGCGUAACGGAGACGUCUGCUUUUGCCAGCAAGCCAACUUGGAGUGCGUUGCUACGUGGCCCGAUGGAACGAUGAUCACAUUUCAAAUCUCGCGAUUGAUUCUGGGUCAAUGGAGCGUGUCAUCCAAAACGAUCUUCGUCUUCGAGAUUCUGUACUUCAUCACUUGCCACGUUGCCAUCGCAUCUGACUUCUCCCUUGGAGUGAAGGGCAGGUACCUGAAUAUAUGCAAAUAAAAAAAAAAAAAAACGACGAAAGGAGGGAAGAGGAACCACCCUGGUUUGGACGGGCGAAUCUGCGUGAGCAAGCUGCUGUUUUAGUUCAGGAUUCUUGUAAGUACAAGUAGGUAAUGCCAACUUCAGAGUAAAGCAAUUGUAGUGUGAAGUUUGGGCUCUUAUGAAAUACGGACUUGGUUGUAUGGCUCAUGCUUAAGUGAAGAGAAUCCAAACGUUGACAGCUCACUUGCGAGGGUAGCGUCCAUAUAAGAGAACAGACUUCAUGGGAAUCCAAAUAGAGCUGUGCAUCGGAGCCGGGUACCCGAGUAUCCGACUGUUUCCGAACCAGAUUAUGGAAUUGAGUACCAGUAACCAUCUGUAGAAAUUACUCAGUCACUUCUCAGAAAAUAAAAAAAAGAGCAGCUUCGAAUGUCAUUGAUACUUCGGGAAAUUUCAACAUAAAAAACAGACUACGUGGAAAACAAAACCAAUUCCACGUUUACGAUGCUCGUGAUAGUCGCAGUUUUUACCAUAAAGCUAAAGAGCUCACUAUAUACAUUUGUGUACUGACGCACCGAUACCAGGUAGUAUUAGUAUGCAAACCUUUAUGAAAAAUCU